Messenger RNA from Vombatus ursinus (common wombat), 927 nucleotides. It is a transcript of the gene ISX, whose product is annotated as intestine specific homeobox. Lineage: Eukaryota; Metazoa; Chordata; Mammalia; Diprotodontia; Vombatidae. Gene Ontology annotation, biological process: regulation of transcription by RNA polymerase II. Gene Ontology annotation, molecular function: RNA polymerase II transcription regulatory region sequence-specific DNA binding; DNA-binding transcription factor activity, RNA polymerase II-specific. The coding region runs from base 1 to 927 and encodes 308 amino acids. The record is from RefSeq and is a predicted model, not a curated record. The transcript has 5 exons.
AUGGAGGGGAAGACUCUGGACAAACAUAAUUCCCCAAAGCAAGUGGAUCUGCCCUUCUCCAUUAAGGAGAUCCUGAAGAAACCAUCAAAGAGGAGAGACAUUCCCAGGAAAGGUAGAGGGGACGCCCACCUGGGUUCUACUGAUACCUUAACACUGGAGAACUCUCCACAGGACCUCUCCCAGGGUCCCAGGCAGGUGGAAAAAUGGGAGCAGGACCCUCAGCAGUUGACACCAGCCCCCUCUCCCAGACACCUCCUUAAAGAGACAACUGCAGGGACAUCAGCCAGCUCCCCAGAACCCCAAGAGACGGCUUCCCAGCUAACUGACUUCCUGUCAGAAAGCUCGGGAUUGCCCUCAAAGGGAGAUAGAAGAGAUGGAGUUGAGGAAGACCAUGAACACAACUUCCUUACUGACCCACCCCUCCAUGAGGAGAGGAAAGGCAAGAGAAGAGUCCGCACCACGUUCACCACGGAGCAGCUCCAGGAGCUGGAGAGGACUUUCCAGUUCACCCACUACCCAGACAUCCACGUCCGCAAUCAACUGGCGGCCAAGAUCAACCUUCCAGAGGCCAGAAUACAGAUCUGGUUCCAGAAUCAGCGGGCCAAGUGGAGGAAACAUGAAAAACUUAGCAGUUUCAGGAACCUUCAGACCCUGACAGAUACGGAUGUCAUCCCAGCACCAAAGUCGGACAUGUCUGGAUCCAGCCUGACACCCAGGGUGCUCCCCAGCCUAGUAUAUCCAAUUGGAUACCAUUUUCCCAUCUCAGAACAGCUGGUCUCUGCCUGGUUUCCUCCCUACUUCAUGCCCAAUCCAUGGAACAUGCUGUCUUUCCCCAGCCCUCAUCUGCGUCUGGAAUGUGUUCCCACAUGCAGCAUUCCUUCCCCCCAACACCCUGAAUGGGGCAAUAUCUGUGCCGGUUUCACAUAG